This is a messenger RNA of Panicum virgatum (switchgrass), 2895 nucleotides long. Its product is annotated as zinc finger protein GAI-ASSOCIATED FACTOR 1-like. Lineage: Eukaryota; Viridiplantae; Streptophyta; Magnoliopsida; Poales; Poaceae. Gene Ontology annotation, cellular component: nucleus. The coding region runs from base 351 to 1925 and encodes 524 amino acids. Gene Ontology annotation, molecular function: DNA-binding transcription factor activity. The record is from RefSeq and is a predicted model, not a curated record. The transcript has 3 exons.
CAAGUCAGCACUGACACACAUACGGAAAAAGACAGGCAUUAGCAGCACAUCGAAAGGUAAUAAUUUGGAAUGUGGUAAGGUGUGAGGAGCAGCAUGGGAAAAUGCCAAGGAUAAAUACAAGACCAACCCCUGCCCUCCCUUCUACUGUCUCCCAGAACUGAAGAACACACACGCUCUCUCCCCCGGCCCCAGCAAGAGCCCAGAAACAAAAGCCUAGUGAUGUAAAAGGUAUAAGUCUUCACUGCCAAAUUGUUGCCCUGGUACAUCCUUGCAAGUAAGUGUGUGUAGCUUUGAUUGGAGCUUGUGCGCGUGCGCGUGCAUGCAAGCUUAGUUGCUAUAUAUUGCCAUCCAUGUCGGGAGCGGCUGCAAGGGAGUGUGCCGGCAGCUUCUCUUCUGUGAGCAGCAGUAAUACAGCUAGCAGGGAGGUGGAGGAAGAGUUCUUGCAGCAUCAGCAGCGGCAGUUCCACAUCAAGCCGCUCCUCGGUAGCCCGCCGGAGAUGGGCACCGACGACGGCGGUGAUGAUCUCCAGCGCGUCACCGGCCCAUCGGAGGCGCCGCCUGCCCCGCCGACGGUGAAGAAGAAGAGAAGCCUUCCGGGGACACCAGACCCUAGCGCGGAGGUGAUCGCGCUGUCGCCGCGGACGCUGAUGGCGACGAACCGGUUCGUGUGCGAGAUCUGCCACAAGGGUUUCCAGCGCGACCAGAACCUGCAGCUCCACCGGCGCGGGCACAACCUGCCGUGGAAGCUGCGGCAGCGCGGCGGCGCGGACGGCGGCGCCGCGGGAGGCGGCGGGCCGCCGAGGAAGCGCGUGUACGUGUGCCCGGAGGCGUCGUGCGUGCACCACAACCCGGCGCGCGCGCUGGGGGACCUGACGGGCAUCAAGAAGCACUACUGCCGCAAGCACGGCGAGAAGAAGUGGAAGUGCGAGCGCUGCGCCAAGCGCUACGCCGUGCACUCGGACUGGAAGGCGCACGCCAAGGUCUGCGGCACCCGCGAGUACAAGUGCGACUGCGGCACCGUCUUCUCAAGGCGAGACAGCUUCGUGACGCACAGGGCCUUCUGCGACGCCCUGGCCCAGGAGAACAACAAGCUGGCGCAGCCCAUGAACAUGGCCACCGUGGCCUCCGCCCUCCAGGGCCAGGCGCACCACCUCGCGUUCCCGCCGUCGUCCCACUCCCACCAGGAGGCCGACGACGACCUCGACGCCGCCGAGGACGACGACUUCGACCUCGACACCAAGAGCCCGCAGCUCCGGAUGCUCCCCGCAGCCAUGUCGGACGACGCCGCCCCGCUCCUGCCGCCGCUCAGCAUGGCCGGCUGCAUGCUCUCCAGCCUCGCCGCCGCGAGGCCCGCGCCCUCGCCGUCGGCAGCAGCCUUCUUCGCCGGCGCCAGGAUAGGGCUCGACGGGCCUAGCGAUCCCAACAGAAGCAUGGGCGGCUCGGCGACGGCGAGCAUGUCCGCCACGGCGCUGCUGCAGAAGGCCGCGGAGAUGGGCGCGACCACGGGCGGCGGCUAUGGCGCGGGCUUCGCCACCGUCGGCUUCGGGCCCAUGCUGGGUGGGCCUGACCGUCUGCCCAUGAGUCCGUUUGGGCCUCUGAAGGCUCCUCCGCCGCCGCCGCCGUAUGAUGAUGGGCUGCUGCCGUUGGGCCAGGCACAGCUGGUUGGGCUGGACGCAGGCAGGCUGUUGCCGGGUCAGCAGCUCUUCUACGGUGGUGGUGGUGGUGGGGUCGGCUCGAUGACUAGGGCCAUCGGAUCGCGGACGCACGGCGGCGGCCAGCAGCAGACGACGGCGACGGAGCACCGGCGGCCCGACGGCCUGCGCGUCGUGGAUUAUCUCGGCGUCGACGACCACCAGAGGAGCUUCAGUGGUGGUGGUGGUGUGAGCCCCUUCGGGCCUCACAUAGGUGGUGGUCCAUGGGCCUAGAUAUCUUUGUACCACAAAAUUCAGUGUACUGUGGGCCUGGAUGAGAUGAUUCAGUGGGGAGGGGAACAAAAGGAACGAAGAGGCAAAUUAAUUGGGCCGGCCCACCAAGAAGAUAAGGGUAUUCUGGUAAAUUCAUGUCACCAUAUUCCGGAAACCCUAACCCCACAGACCACCCUUAUAUAUACGACGGCUCUUUCCCCUCCCCCUGUCUGCCGCAAUACUCUCGGCUGCGGCCACGGGAAUCACAAGGUCUGGUCAAAAAUCCGAGGCGACGGGUGCUUGAGUCCUCGUUUUGUUAGGUUUUCCACACUUUUUCUUUGGAUUUUUCUCUUUUUCGUUCUUGUUUUCAUUUGUUUUUGGAUCUGAUGAUUGGAGGCUGUGAUGACCAAAAAAUACCUACCUAUUUUCUGACUCCUGACGAGAGAAACCAAUGGAUCCUUCUGAGCCUUCCAUGAUCUAUGCAAUUUCUUGUCUAUUGAUAUUGAUUUGUCCUUGGAUUUUUCUUUGGAUCUUCUGCCGAUGGGUUUUACGAAAACACAGGAUUUUGCGCGGUUGAUGUGAUGAUAAGCUUUCACAGAAACUCUAGUGUUGACCAAAAAUUCAGACUACAAUUAUCUGAUCACCUCCAAAAUCUUGUUCUGUUUUUGCGCCUCCUGAUUUUUUUUCACCCUAAUAAUGACAAGAAGAAAUGCUACGAUCUGUGCACAAUAAGCCGAUGCUCUGGAUACUGAAACAGGAAGGAAGCAUGGUAGUGUGUACGGAGAUGGAAAGGUCUGCAUGUCUGCUUGCUGUGAUGCCUUCGGGCUUUGAUCUAGCAGGCCUGGAUUUGACCUACACACUCUUAACAGAUUGCUAGAAAAGUAUGAGGGUUGUUGAAUCUGUCAGAAUUUACGGGCCAAUAGUUGCAUAUCCCAAAUACCUGAUGUCAAAGAGAACGAUAAGUGCAACAGGCUAACUUUAUAUUCUUAAC